UAUCUUAUCUAUUUAUUUUAUUAGAAAGUGACGCACCGCACUGCAAUUUUGAAUUUUGAUCAGUUAACUUCGUUGGUGUUUGCAUUGCAGCGCUUCUUGUAUUUGCUUGAUGCGAACGUGACCUACUGAGUGUUCGUUUUUUCGACACAUCUAAUCAGGAUUGCUGUAUGAAGCCUUCUUCUCCAACGAUGAGUCUUCUAGGAUUCUCAGUUUUGGGGAUUUCAGUUGUUUGUGCUGUUGCAUACUUCAUUUGGCAACGAAAAAAAAAUCAACCAAAGAUAACACUUCUGGAUCCUGAUGUCAAAUAUCCACUUAGAUUGGCUGAUAAAGAAAUUGUUUCUCAUGAUACAAGGCGUUUCGUGUUCACUUUACCAUCAUCAGAGCAUAUCCUUGGUCUACCUAUCGGACAGCAUAUCUACUUAUCAGCUGUUAUCAAUGGAAAACUGAUAAUUAGGCCAUACACCCCGGUGACAUCUGAUAAAGAUAAAGGACACAUGGAUCUUGUUGUCAAGGUUUAUUUCAAAGAUGUUCACCCCAAGUUCCCAGAAGGAGGAAAAAUGUCUCAAUAUUUGGAAAGUCUCCGCAUCGGGGAUACAAUUGAUGUUCGAGGGCCGAAUGGGCUUCUUAUUUAUGAAAAACCUGGUUUGUUUUCCAUCAAACCUGAUAAAAAGUCGGAGCCGAUGAAAAAAAGUGUUCGAAAAAUUGGAAUGAUAGCAGGAGGAACCGGAAUUACUCCAAUGUUACAGAUCGUACAUCAAAGUCUGACAGAUCCUGAUGAUUCCUGCUUGCUAUGGUUGCUGUUUGCUAAUCAGACUGAGAAAGAUAUUCUAGUCAGAGAAGAAUUGGAAGAGUUUGUGGCUUCCUAUCCUGAUCGAUUCAAAUUAUGGUACACGUUGGACAACCCAAAAGAUGAUUGGCAAUAUUCUUCCGGCUUCAUCAGUGAAGAUAUGAUACGGGAACAUCUUCCACCUCCAGCAGAGGACACUAUCAUCCUCAUGUGUGGGCCGCCUCCCAUGAUAAAGUUUGCUUGCAUCCCUAACCUGGAUAAAAUAGGAUUCAGACAAGACCAGAGAUUCUCUUAUUAAGACUGCAGUUAUUAAUAUUGAGAUUCUAGGAUAAUUUUGUUAUUCAGUAAUGAAAAAAAGAAAAGAUUUAAUUUUUAUGAUUUUGUGGAUUCUGAAUCAGGUACGUUUGAAUUUGCUGCAACGGAAGCAGAAACAUUGUCCUGAUGAAUAAAGUGGGUUCAAGAUAUACACCAGUAAUUCCCGAUUUUUUUUCCCGAUGGCCCACUGUUUAUCAUUUCAGUGGUAUUUAGAGUGUUAAUAUGAUUUGUAGAUUCCAAAACCCAUUAUGUUCGAAUAAGUUAUGCUCAACAAAGUGAAAAUGCAUAGUGAAAUAAACUUAUCAAGCACUGAAAUGAGUAGUUUUCUUGUAAAAGGAAAUGUACCUGCUCUGUGGCCCCCUUGGGGGGGGGGGGGGUGUUCUCAGAAAAUCCAAAACCUUCACUUCAAAGCAAGUCACUUUUUUGAUAAAACUUGCUGUCACUUGUUAGAGAACUCCACUCUGUCAUAAUUUUUCCGACUAAAUUGUACCAGAAUUAAUCGUAUGUCGCUGCUCGGUAACCAUUUUGUUUUCUUGUAUUAGUGAGAUUAUAGGAUAACUUUAGUAUUUAGUGAGAACAAAAAGUCAUUUUUAUGAUUUUUGAAUUCUUUUGUAUGUUUAAUUUGUUGCAAUUUACUGCACAAAAAGUAGGAUG
Messenger RNA from Styela clava, 1756 nucleotides. Its product is annotated as NADH-cytochrome b5 reductase 3-like. NCBI's taxonomy places the organism in Eukaryota, Metazoa, Chordata, Ascidiacea, Stolidobranchia, Styelidae. Gene Ontology annotation, cellular component: mitochondrion. The record is from RefSeq and is a predicted model, not a curated record. Gene Ontology annotation, molecular function: FAD binding; oxidoreductase activity.